Mycena citricolor is the source of this 3019-nucleotide messenger RNA. The record is from the annotation of a GenBank genome assembly. NCBI's taxonomy places the organism in Eukaryota, Fungi, Basidiomycota, Agaricomycetes, Agaricales, Mycenaceae.
CACGCACUACUUACCUUAAUCCAUUACCACCACCGGCUCUUAAUUCCUAAUGCCCUAUCAAUCUCUACCCACAAUCGACGAAAAGAAUCCUCUCUAUUGCCCUGCUAUCACCGCUUCCUCAUAUAUCAGCUCUCUCCGGCGUCAAUCCCGACGCAAAUACUCCCGUUCUUCUCUACGUUCCCGGUCGCAAAAUGAGCAAUAUGUGCACUCCUUCUCCCGUAUCCUUGACAGAGCGCUCAAGGACGAAGAAUUUGAAUCGCGCUCUGCAUUCCCACCUGCAAACUCGGAUGAUGCAUCUACGCUGACUUCAUCAAUUGUCCUUCGCGAGAACCUAUCUUUCGAGCAUCGCAGCAGUACCACGAUAGUCAAGACGACAACAAAGACCACGUCCUCUAAUCUGCGGGCCAAUGCUCCUCUCAAAAGAAAACGUGCCGACUCCGAAUCUACUACGUUUAGUGACUUGCGUGGACCUGCUCUGUAUCAGCCCUCCGUUCAAUCAUCGCAUGAUCGCUCGUUCGAUGUCAGCGUCAAGCGAGAAAGACUAGACUAUUUUUCUUCCAAGCCGCAACCGUCCCCUCUUAUUUUGCGACCCAGAAACAUGAAUACCGUUCCGAACCAGAAUACUAAGCCUGCACUCGUCGACGAUUUCAAGACAAAGAUUCGGUCUCUGGAAGACGAGCUGUAUGGACCGCCCAUAGGAACCGAAUCACCCCGCGGCCUAAUGCCAUUCAUUAUGAGUCUGGACGAGAUGAUGCCUGGGAUUCGUCUGCAAGAACGUCUUCUCAGGCUUCCCAAUCUGAGUCAUCAAGCGAUAACUGACUUUUUGGCUGAAAACGGGUUGUUGAACGUUCGUGUUCUUUCUGUGCUUCGAACUUCGGAAAUCUGGCGACUGGUGCUCUCUGAGUCGAUGAAUGAUGAGGAUGGGCUGAAUCUCGCGGGCAGGGACAUUCUGCCUAUCUUCAGCAAACCCAACAGCUUCUUAUUCCUCUCCGAGCUCUGUCUCAGUGGAACCCGUGUUCACGAAUCCGACCUGUUGCACGUCCAUCAUCUGCCUCGCCUUGUUACUUUGCUCCUGAACAACACUGGAAUUGGCAACGAAGCCAUAUACCUUCUUGUUUCCCUCAAGCGCACUCUCCUCCAACUCUCGAUCGCAACCAACCCACACAUCGACGACGACGCUAUUCCCGCUCUGCUCUUGUUUUCGAAGCUUUCUUUUCUCACCAUUCUCGACACAAGUAUCCACAUGGCAGGUCUUCGCCGCCUCGCCCGAGUCAUUUACGACGAGCGACGCAUCAUCGACAUCGAGAUCCCAUCUGCGUGUGAGAACUACAUCGAUCACUUAUCAUCAAGAUAUCUUCUAAAUCCGGCUCCUCCGCUUAUUUCGAGUCCAGAGCUGGUACCUGAGCUUUCUGCCGCUGCUCUCAAACGCAAUCUCACUGCCCAUUCCGACUGCAACUCGUCCAUUGUCGCGACAGGCACCAAACAGGAAAUGGCUGACAGAUUGCGAGGUAUUUUGGAGAUGCGCGGCCAAGAUCUGCUCGUGCGUAACAUGAUCAUGGGCGUCGAUGACUCUGUUAUGCGGAGCUUGUAGAUGGAUGGCAUGUUGUCUUUAGCUGUACCAUAAUGUCUCUGUAAUUCUCUCCCGCGCUACCUUAGUAAUCAGCUAAUGUGUUAUCUCUAUGAUAAGAUAAGCGUCAACUCUUUCCCUCACCACAAUGACGACUGUUCUUCGCUGGGGAAUCAUAUCAACGGGGAAAAUAGCAUCUGUGUUUGUCAAGGAUCUGCUCAUAGAUCCCAAGACGUACGAUAUCCCUCAUUUGCGCAGAACCAUGAUUCAUUUGUCAAAAGCCGUCUCGUCGAUGACAUCGCGCACAAAGUUGUUGCUGUAGGCUCACGCUCCGUCGAGUCUGCACAGAAGUUUGUGACCGCGAAUGCCGCUGGCGAUACCAACAUCAAGACGUACGGGACCUACGAGGAAGUGUACUCGGACCAGCCAGCCUUCAAUCCUGAUAAGGACGUCGACGUCGUUUACAUCGGAACCCCGCACACCUUCCACUACACGAAUGCCCUAGACGCGAUCCGGGCCAAGAAACACGUUCUGUGCGAGAAGCCGGUCACUACUAAUGCGGCUGAGCUGCGCUCGCUGCUUGCCGCCGCGAAAGAGCACGGUGUGUUCUUCAUGGAGGCUAUGUGGACCAGAUUCCAGCCGCUGCCGCGUGCCGUGCUGGAGUUGCUGCAUUCGGGAGAACUGGGGCAGCCUAUUGUCGUGCAUGCAGAUCUGUCCGUCAACUUCGAUAUACAGACCUGUAGAUAUCCCCAAGACUCAUCGGAUGCUCGAUCCUACACUUGGAGGUGGCGCGUUGCUCGAUCUAGGACCAUACCCGCUCGUUUGGGCCAGUGGAUUCCAGUUUUUAACGAGACCCCCACGUCUGACCAGUCACAACAGGCCAUCAUGACACUUUACGAAUCGCCACUCAACUCGCUGGCCCUGCCUUCUCCCGUCAGCGGUAACAUGGUCAAGACACCGCUGACCGGCGUAGAUGCCAAUACCUCCUUCUCGCUCGCCUUUCCGUCUCUCGGAUCCGGUGCGCAAGCCAUUCUCAGCUGCAGCCUAAACGCAGAGACGGUUACUCCCGGGGUGACCAUCCGCUGUGAGAAAGGUGUCAUCCGGAUUGCGCCGCCGAUCUACCUCAGUAAAUCGUUUUCGGUGCAAUACCUCGGGGAGGGAGGGAAGAUCCUUCGCGAAGAAGACAAGUCGUUCGAGUACGUUGGCCAUGGAAUGCAUUGGGAGGCAGACGAGGUCGCCAGAUGCAUCCGAGACGGGAAGAUGGAGAGUGCCCUGUGGGGUUUCGACAAGAGCUUGUUGGAGAUGCAAGUGUUUGAUGAGGUGCGCAAGCAAGGUGGAUAUGUGCUGCCCCCUGGUGUCGAGAAGGUGCAAUAGAUCAAUCCCGUCGGAUACAUACAAUGUACAUGUAUUACAAGUUACGAGGUCGGGGCUCACUUGUCAUCUUGGGCUCCG